Molecule: messenger RNA, 1029 nt
Organism: Arabis nemorensis
Lineage: Eukaryota; Viridiplantae; Streptophyta; Magnoliopsida; Brassicales; Brassicaceae
Source: the annotation of a GenBank genome assembly
AUGGAGAAGACAAUAAGGGGUAUGGAAAAAGACAAUGCUCUUAAAACUGUGAGAGAAAAGAGCAAAAGGACUAUAAAACCGGCACCGUCCAUAAGAACACCAUUUAAGANCACCAACCCAGCUAUAGUUGUCCCCAAAAAAGUUAACCAGCCCAUGGUGCUUGGUGGACAUGGAUAUGAUCCAUUCAAGCCAGGGAAUAUGCAGAAAGUUAAGGUUCUAGAUGAUUGGUUGCAAUUGGAUGAGGAAUAUCCAAUUGGCUACCAAAACAAUGCUGUUGAUUUCUUCAAAAUACUUCGAACACCUCAAGACUGGCUAAACGAAGAGCAUAUUAAUAGUGCUAUGAACUUGUUGCGUCUACGAUUUAUGAAGAGUGAAAAAGUGUUCAGAAGUGGGAGAAUUGCUUUCACCGAUGCUUAUUUCACCUNAAUUUGGGCCCGAAGUUAUGAGGACUUUCUGAAGGAAGAAAAGAUACNUAUUUUUCCUAAUGGAGCAUUUGAUUAUGCUAAUGGUAAGUUACCUGCUUUUGCAGAAACAGGAAAAAAAUGGAGGAUAGACGUGGAUGAUAUUUAUGGCAUUCACUACAUCAAAAAUAACCAUUGGGUUGCACUAUUUAUUUCUAUCCCCAAUACCACCAUUGAAGUCUUUGAUUGUGGGUUGAGCGGUAGUACAAANGAUGAGAUCACCAAAGCGGUAAGGCCAUUUGCUCAUAUGCUACCCCAUUUACUACGAGCAGCAGCACCACCGUCAGAAAGACCAAAAAUGAGCGUCGAGAAAUACAAAGUUCGUAGACCGCGAAGAGGGAUUCCCCAAAUGCUGAAACUUGGUGAUUGUGGUGUUUAUGCCAUAAAAUUUGUCGAAUGUCAUGCGUUAGAUGUUAAGUUUAACACGGCUUUGUCUGAUACAAGCAUCAAGAUGGUAAGAGAAAAGCUUGCUGCAGAGAUAUUUGAUGAGACAGAGCAACAUGGAAAAACAGUUUCUAACCCGUUCCCAUUUGGUGAAAAAGAUCGCGAGUUAUUACAUCCCUAUUAA